Dromaius novaehollandiae (emu) is the source of this 1056-nucleotide messenger RNA. RefSeq names its product GS homeobox 1 (gene GSX1). Gene Ontology annotation, molecular function: sequence-specific double-stranded DNA binding; DNA-binding transcription factor activity, RNA polymerase II-specific. The coding region runs from base 1 to 744 and encodes 247 amino acids. Gene Ontology annotation, cellular component: nucleus. The record is from RefSeq and is a predicted model, not a curated record. Gene Ontology annotation, biological process: regulation of DNA-templated transcription. NCBI's taxonomy places the organism in Eukaryota, Metazoa, Chordata, Aves, Casuariiformes, Dromaiidae. The transcript has 2 exons.
AUGCCGCGCUCCUUCCUGGUGGACUCGCUGGUGCUGCGCGAGGCGGGCGAGAAGAAGGGCGAGGGCAGCCCGCCGCCGCCGCUCUUCCCCUACGCCGUGCACCCCUCGCACCCGCUGCCCGCGCUGCCCGCCGGCGCCUGCCACGCGCGCAAGGCCGGGCUGCUCUGCGUCUGCCCGCUCUGCGUCGCCGCCUCCCAGCUGCACCCGCCGCCGCCCGCCAUCCCCCUGCUCAAGGCCUCCUUCCCCCCCUUCGGCUCCCAGUACUGCCACUCGCCCCUGGCCCGCCAGCAGCACUCCGUCUCGGCCGUCGGCGUCGGGCACGCCCCGGCGCUCUACCAGGGCGCCUACCCGCUGCCCGACCCGCGGCAGUUCCACUGCAUCUCCGUGGACAGCACGUCCAGCCAGCUGCCGAGCAGCAAGCGGAUGCGCACCGCCUUCACCAGCACGCAGCUCCUGGAGCUGGAGAGGGAGUUCGCCUCCAACAUGUACCUCUCCCGGCUGCGGCGAAUCGAGAUCGCCACCUACCUGAACCUCUCCGAGAAGCAGGUGAAGAUCUGGUUCCAGAACCGCCGGGUCAAGCACAAGAAAGAAGGCAAAAGCAGCUCCCACCGGGGCGGGGGCCCUGGCCACAGCUGCAAAUGCUCGUCCCUUUCCACCACCAAGUGCUCGGAAGACGACGAGGACUUGCGCAUGUCUCCAUCCUCCUCAGGGAAGGACGACAGAGGCCUCGCAGUCACCCCCUAGCCCAGCACGCCAGACACCGGCUCCCCAGGGACCGUGCGAGAGCAGGACGGGGAGUCCUGCCUGCUCAGGGGCCGACCCGCAGUGGAAGGAUUUUAUACCGUUUUGUAUAAUUGUGUAAUUUGCGAAGGACUUUCUCGCCUUUCUAGAUCCCCGGCCGCGAGGGCCGGUGUCCGUGAGCCCUGUUGUAAAUAAACUGCUCCCUAGGACCCAGGCGUUCCCCAGUAGUGCUUGCUGUCUCCCUCGUCUCCCCGCAGGCACCGCCCGCCCUCCCCGGGGAGCGCCCCGGCCCGGCAGCGCUCUCGCAGCCCCCCC